AAGCCGCCUGAUGCAGCAGAACACCAGAAAUCUGCUGCAACUUGGAAUCGAGGUGGACCAGCCGUAGAGUCUUCGAAGGCAUUUUGAUUGGUUAAGCAAAAGGGGCUGCUGAUCAUCAGUAACUUCAUUGACAGAACUCUCGGCGUCAAUAGUAACGAUAUUAUUGAGAGAGAGACAGAUAAGGGGGAGACAUGGGGAUGAUGAAGAAGUUCAAGGCACACCUGUUGAUGGUGGUGACGCAGACGGGCUUCUCUUUCCUCUACUUUAUUACUCAGGCAGCUUUCGGCAAGGGGUUGAAUCCUUUUGUCUACGUCACCUACAGGCUUCUUGCCGCCGGUUUGUCUAUGCUGCCGUUUGCCUAUUUCCUGGAGAGGAAAGUGCAGCCCAAGUUAACAAUUUUACUGUUUUUAGAGAUCUUUGUCCUCUCUCUUCUUGGGGGGGGUUUAACCUUGAAUUUGUACUUCGCAAGUCUCCAAUACACUUCUCCAACUUUUGUAGCUUCCAUGAUCAACACUAUUGCUUCCAUCACCUUUGUAGUUGCGGUUGUGAUUGGAAUGGAGAAACUGGACGUAAAAAGCAAAAGAGGGACAGCGAAGGUGGUGGGCACGAUAGUGUCGUUAGGUGGAGCACUGAUAAUGUCCAUGUACAAAGGUCUUGACUUCAAGAGGCCCUGGGGAGCUUUGAUUUCUAUCCAUGGUGGCACCGUCCAUGAGGACUGGGUGAAGGGCUCUAUCCUCUGCAUCACAAGCUGCUUCACUUGGGCCAUGUGGUAUGUCAUGCAGGCCAGCACGCUAAAGCGAUAUCCUGCACAGAUCUCAUUGACCACAUGGAUGUCCUUCAUUGGAGCAGCUCAGUCUGCUGUCUUCACGGCUUUCGUGGAGCGCAAACCGGAGACUUGGGCCAUCCAUUUUGACGUCGACUUCUGGAGCAUCGUUUACUCUGGGGCCAUAGGUUCAGGCCUGCUGGUUUACACGCAGCUCUGGUGUUCCGAGCAGAAGGGUCCAGUCUUCGUGACAAUGUUCAAUCCUCUCUGCACCAUCUUGGUGGCGUUGAUAGCGUAUGCAGUUGUAGGCCAGGACCUAUAUGCUGGAAGUGUCUUGGGGGCGGUCGUUGUCAUCGUUGGUCUUUAUAUGGUACUCUGGGGGAAGGAAAAGGAUCAAGUGGUGGACGCUAAAAAUGGUGAUGAGCUGCUACCUCAGCUCGGCAACAAGGUGUUGGCAGCAGACGUGAAGUUCCAAAACCAAAGCCACCAGUAGGAACAGGAGAUGAAGAACACUAAUGGAUGGGCGGAGAUGUAGAAUUUUAUGCACGUCCGAUUUUACAAAAUAAGUGCUGAAACCUUGUUCCUUGACAAUGGAUGCUUUUCCUUUUUCAUUUUCUUUCUGCCACCCACCGCCUGAGACGGUUCGACGGUGUGAGAGGGGAUUUACUUUAAUCCAGCAACUUGUUUGGUACUCUAUUGAUUUCUUAUUGACAUAUUCCUGCA
This is a messenger RNA of Nymphaea colorata (pocket water lily), 1486 nucleotides long. RefSeq names its product WAT1-related protein At2g39510-like. Gene Ontology annotation, molecular function: transmembrane transporter activity. Gene Ontology annotation, cellular component: plasma membrane. NCBI's taxonomy places the organism in Eukaryota, Viridiplantae, Streptophyta, Magnoliopsida, Nymphaeales, Nymphaeaceae. Bases 192 to 1256 code for a protein of 354 amino acids. The record is from RefSeq and is a predicted model, not a curated record. The transcript has 7 exons.